AUGUCUGAUCUUGAAAAUGAAAGUAUUACGUAUGAGGAUGUGUUUUUCGCCAGUCGAGUAGAACAUAUUUUAUCUCAGUAUAUGAUUGAUGAAAGGUUAACAAAUGCUUUUGAUACAAUUUUAAACUUCAUCGAUCCGUUUAUAAAAAACAGAUUAGGGUGGAUAAUUAAGGAAAUUAUAUUUUUAGAUAUUCAUUUAGGAAUUUAUAAGGCUGAGAGUGGUGGAUGUGGUAAUAUCAUCCUACCAAAACAUUUAAUUAAUAAGCGUUGUUUGUUGAAUAUUAAAUGUAGUGAUAAUCAAUGUUUUUUAUACUGCAUAAUUGCUAGUUUGUAUCCAAAUACUAACAACAAAAAUUCGAUUUAUUCGUACAGGAAAUUUUUGAAAUAUUUAAAUACAAAUACCCUAAAAUUUCCAGUAAAUAUUAAAAAUAUUCCAUCAUUUGAAAAAAAUAAUAGUUUAAAAAUUCAAGUAUUUGGAUAUGAAAAAAAAAUAAUUUAUCCUAUUUAUAUAAGUAAAUAUCAGUUCGAAAAAGAAAUUAAUUUGUUAUUAUAUAAAUCCCAUUAUUUUCUAAUUAGAAAUUUUAACAGACUAUUGUCAGAAAAAUCAGGAAUACGAAAAUUUUGUAAACGAUGUCUUAUAGGCUUUCAAAGAAGUCAUACUUUAAACGAGCAUGUGAAAAUAUGUUCUAAUUAUAAAUAUCAGAAAGUUUCUACCCCGACUGGAGAAAGAGCUGUUGCUAAAUUUACUAAUUACGAGAAGCAAUUAUAUCACCCCAUAGUAAUUUAUGCUGAUUUUGAAUCGAUUCUAGAAGAAGUUGAUGUAAACGCUGUAGAUCUAAAUUCUAGUUUCACUAAAACUAUUCAGAUUCAUAAACCUAUAUGUUAUUCUAUCGUUAUUAUAGAAAAUGAUGAUGAUUUAUUAUAUUCUAAUUUUUAUUGUGGUAAAGAUGCUGUUAAGCAUUUUUUAUUUGAUAUCCAGAAUCAAUUAAAAUUUUUAUUAGAUAAAAUAAAUAGUUAUGUAGAAAUGAAUGUGGAUACUAUUCCCGAUAAUUACGAACAUCGGUGUCAUAUAUGUGAGGAGGGGUUUAAUUAUGAUGAUAUCAGAGUAAGAGAUCACGAUCACUUAACAGGUGAUUUUCGCGGAAUAGCUCAUAACCAUUGUAAUUUAAAUUAUAGAUUCAAAAAAUUUAUUCCUAUUAUACUACAUAAUUUUACAGGUUAUGACUCCCAUCUGAUUUUCAAAAAUAUUCCUCCUAAACUAUUUUCGAGAAUUCAGAUUAUCCCAGUUAAUUCAGAAAAAUUUACUACGUUUACUUUAGAUCAUUUCAAAUUUAUAGACAGUUUCCAAUUUUUAAAUUCUUCGCUAACUACUUUAACAGAAAAUUUAAAAAAUGCAAAUUAUAAUUUUCCUAUUUUUAAUAAAUUUUUCUAUAAUAACGAAAAUAAAAAUUUAUUAAAAAGAAAAGGAAUUUUCCCCUAUUCUUAUUUUAAAAACGAGGAUAUUUUAUACGAGAAAUGUUUACCCCCGAAAAAAUAUUUUUAUAACGAAUUAUCUGGAGAAAAUAUUAGCGAUGAUGAUUAUGAUCAUGCAAAAUUAGUUUGGAAAAAAUUUUGUUGUAAAAAUUUUAAAGAUUAUUUAAAAUUAUAUCAAUAUGUUGACACUUUAUUACUGGCCGAUAUAUUCCAAAAUUUUAGAAAAUUAAGUUUAAAAUAUUAUAAUUUAGAUCCGGUAUAUUUCAUAACAGCUCCAGACUUAACAUGUAAUUGUGGAUUAAAAAUGACAAUAUUGGAUUCUUUAGGGAAACCGUCGGGAAUUUUCAGUGGAAAGACAUGGUUUCAUGGAGAUUAUGAUCAAUGCUUGAAUAUUGAACAACCAUUUCCAUUGAAUAAAUUGAUUGAAAUAUUUAGUUUUAAGAAAGUAGCAUUUCGUUUGGAUAUUUGUAUACUGAGUAGAUGUAACCGACAAGAUGUAGAAAAUAUUCUUCAAUGGG
Messenger RNA from Centruroides sculpturatus (bark scorpion), 1990 nucleotides. RefSeq lists its product as uncharacterized. NCBI's taxonomy places the organism in Eukaryota, Metazoa, Arthropoda, Arachnida, Scorpiones, Buthidae. The annotation marks the transcript as partial. The record is from RefSeq and is a predicted model, not a curated record. The transcript is spliced from 4 exons.